Molecule: messenger RNA, 748 nt
Organism: Alexandromys fortis (reed vole)
Lineage: Eukaryota; Metazoa; Chordata; Mammalia; Rodentia; Cricetidae
Product: transmembrane protein 184C-like
Exons: 2
Coding region: 220-651 (143 amino acids)
Source: RefSeq, a predicted model, not a curated record
GAGAAAUUCUUGAGUGAGGGAAAGCAAAAGAGAUGCAAACUUUGCUUGUCAUGUUAUGAAGUGGGGAAAAAUGUUGAAAAGGAAUAUAAUCUGGAUUAUAUUUCAAAGUUAUUGACAUUCUAAGUAACUUUGAAAAGUUAGCAAUUUGAAAAAUUAGAUCGAAGCCCAAUAAUGUCUGAUAUUUGUGUGACUUUGUAGGAUUUCAUAACCUGCAUCGAAAUGCUUUUUGUGGCAAUUGGAUGUCAUUAUUUUUUUUCUUACAAGCCUUAUAAAAAAGAAGGAGAGGAAGGCUCAUUCUUCGACUCCUUCCUAGCAAUGUUUGAUGUGUCUGAUAUCAGAGAUGAUAUUUCGGACAUAAUGGGACAUUUUGGAAGAACAACGCGAGGUUAUCCCAAAAAAGAUGUUUGCCUGAAGACCCAGAGCAUACUGAACAUACAAGUCGGCUUACCUCAUCACCACGCGAUGAAGGUUCUCCAGGCUCAAAGACAUCCUCACCCCAGGGCGAGUAUCGGGGCUUUGGAAAUGAAUACACCCCAGAAUGCAGCUGUUGCAUUCCAUCUGGGUGAACACAUCAUUAUUGACAUCCCAGGUGAGAAGGAUUCUCCUGACGAUUCAGGCAAAUAUCUAGACGAGAGAUGGCUCAGAGGUUAAGAGCAUUGCCUGCUCUUUCAAAGGUCCUGAGUUCAAUUCCCAGCAACCACAUGGUGGCUCACAACCAUCUGUAAUGGGGUCUGGUGCCCUCUGCUGG